UCGGACCCCGCCGCUUCCCUUUCUCGCUUUCCCGGCGAAGUCAGACAUCGCUCCACGGCAACGAUGAAGCUCUGCGGGACUUUCCUCGAAAAUGAGUUUCGGGGUGAGCUGCUGAACCAGAGGUGGACCUGUGGGGAGAAGAUCAGCAGCUGCGAGGGAGCCGCCAGCCUGCACGGCACGUGCAUCAAGAUGAGUUUAGAAAACGAUGAUAAGAGAGCACGCACGCGAUCGAAGUCCGUCAGAGUGCCCACGGAGCUCAUCAGCCAGGAGGUGAGCUGUCCAACCCCAGGCUGUAACGGCUCAGGACACAUCCGUGGAAAGUAUGCGAGACACAGAAGUCUGCAAAGCUGCCCUCUAGCAAAGAAGAGGAAACUUCAAGAUGCGGAGGCCGAACACCUGGUGUCGAAGCGCAAAUCCCACCCGCUGAAGCUGGCCUUGGAUGAAGGCUACAACGUCGACAGUGACGGCAGCGAGGAGGCCGAGGUGAAGGAGGAGUCUGGCUCUGAGGAGUCAGAGGGAACGCUGGAGGAGGAUGAGGCGGAGGCGGUGGAGCAGGAGGAGACCCACAGCCCCGAGCGGGCAGAAGGUAGAAGCCCAGCAAAAUCAGCCCAUUACGGACAGAAACCAGCAACAAGUACGUCUGGGCCCAGCAAGGCCAACUAUAGCAACUACCAAGAAAUAAUCGCCAACUCUCUCCUAAACCUAGGCCAAAUAGCAGAGGAAACCCUCGCCAUUGAAGGGCAGCUGCCUGAAGCUGAGCUGCAGGUGUCCAAGCCGCCAUCCAAUGUUGUGCACCUGGUCCAUGAAGAUGCAGGAGAGGAGAUCGUGGAGGAGGAGUGUGACAAGGAGAUUAUCAUCCAGACUGAGGAUGCAGAGGAAGUCAUCGAGGUCACUAGUGAACGCAGCAGCGAGUUGUGUCCAGAGCACCAGGAUGACGUGAGCUGUGAAGAGUCCUGCAAGCUGCAGAAGGCCAUGCAAGCUGAAGCAGAGGAAGAGGAUGAGGAGGAUGAAGAUGAGGAUGAAGAUGAAGAUGAAGAAGAGGAAGAAGAAGAAGAGGAGGAGGAGGACGAAGAGGAGGAGGAAGAGGAGGAAGAAAUGACUCCCGAAGUGAUCUGUGAAGAAGCUCCUCACACUUCUCAGGACACGCAGAAAAGUCACUGUGAAGGGCAGUUCAGCCCUAAGCCCGAGUACUCUGUCAUCGUGGAGGUCCGGUCGGAUGAUGACAAAGAUGAUGAUGCCCACUCCCAGAAGUCAGCGGUGACUGACGAGUCAGAAAUGUAUGACAUGAUGACGAGGGGGAACCUGGGGCUUCUGGAACAAGCCAUUGCGCUGAAGGCUGAGCAGGUGAAAAUUGUGAGGGAGCCCAGCCGGCUGCCAGGAGAGCACGUAAAGCACUUCCAGGUCGAUGAGAAGCAGAGCAAACCAUUGGACAGCAUCCGAAAGAGCUACUAUGGCAAAGAUCCCUCAAGACCUGAGAAGCGAGAAAUCAAAUGUCCAACACCUGGCUGUGAUGGGACCGGCCAUGUCACGGGGCUCUACCCUCACCACCGCAGCCUCUCUGGCUGUCCGCACAAAGACAGGAUCCCCCCUGAGAUCUUGGCGAUGCACGAGAACGUGUUGAAAUGCCCCACGCCAGGCUGCACAGGACAGGGUCACGUCAACAGCAACCGCAACACGCACAGGAGUUUAUCUGGGUGCCCCAUUGCUGCUGCUGAAAAAUUAGCCAAAUCACAUGAAAAGCAACAAACCCAGUCUGGUGAUCCUUCAAAGCCCAGCUCCAACUCUGACCGGAUCCUCAGGCCUAUGUGCUUUGUGAAGCAGCUGGAGAUCCCUCAGUACGGAAGUUACCGGCCCAACAUGGUCCCAGCCACCCCCCGGGCCAACCUGGCCAAGGAGCUGGAGAAGUACUCCAAGGUCACCUUCGAUUAUGCAAGUUUUGAUGCUCAGGUUUUUGGCAAACGCAUGCUUGCCCCAAAGAUUCAGACUAGCGAAACCUCACCUAAAGCCUUUAAAUGCUUUGACUACUCCCACGACGCUGAGGCUGCUCACAUGGCUGCCACUGCCAUCCUCAACCUCUCCACACGCUGUUGGGAAAUGCCGGAGAAUCUCAGCACCAAGCAGCAAGAGGCACCCAGCAAGUCCAUGGACAUUGAGGUGGAUGAAAAUGGGACUCUGGAUUUGAGUAUGAACAAGAACCGCAAGCGGGAGAGCACAUUUCCCAGCAGCAGCAGCUGCAGCAGUAGUCCCAGUGUGAAGUCCCCAGAUGUGUCCCAGCGCCAAAACAGCACCAGUACCACGAGCAGCACCAUGACCUCCCCCCAGUCCAGCCAGACCUCCCGCCAGGAUGAAUGGGAUGGACCCAUUGACUACACUAAACCAAACCGUCAGCGGGAAGAAGAGCCAGAAGAGUCAGAGCCUGCAGCCCACUCUUUUGCCUCCUCGGAAGCUGAUGAGCAAGAAGUGUCAGAGGAAAACUUUGAAGAACGAAAAUAUCCAGGGGAAGUUACCUUAACUAACUUCAAGCUUAAAUUCCUCUCUAAGGACAUCAAGAAAGAGCUGCUCACUUGCCCUACCCCAGGCUGUGAUGGCAGUGGACACAUCACGGGAAACUAUGCCUCUCACCGCAGCCUUUCUGGUUGUCCUCUUGCUGACAAGAGCCUCAGAAACCUCAUGGCUGCCCACUCUGCUGACCUCAAGUGCCCUACUCCUGGCUGUGACGGCUCUGGUCACAUAACAGGAAAUUAUGCAUCACACAGAAGUCUGUCAGGCUGCCCUCGUGCCAAGAAAAGCGGGAUCAAGAUAACCCCGACCAAGGAUGACAAAGAGGACCCGGAGCUGAUGAAGUGUCCGGUUCCUGGCUGCGUUGGUCUUGGGCACAUCAGUGGUAAAUAUGCCUCCCACCGCAGUGCAUCGGGCUGCCCCCUGGCUGCCCGAAGGCAGAAGGAAGGAUCCCUCAAUGGCUCCACGUUUUCCUGGAAAUCGCUGAAAAACGAAGGCCCAACCUGCCCUACCCCAGGCUGUGAUGGAUCCGGCCAUGCCAAUGGGAGCUUCCUCACUCAUAGGAGUUUGUCAGGGUGCCCAAGAGCUACUUUUGCUGGGAAGAAAGGAAAACUCUCAGGGGAUGAAAUUCUCAACACAAAGUUCAAGACCAGUGAUGUUCUAGAGAACGAUGAGGAGAUCAAGCAGCUGAACAAGGAGAUCAGCGAGCUGAACGAGUCCAACUCGGAGAUGGAAGCAGCCAUGGUGAAGCUCCAGUCGCAGAUCUCCAGCAUGGAGAAGAACCUGAAGAACAUUGAGGAGGAAAACAAGAUCAUCGAGGAGCAAAACGAAGCCCUGUUCCUGGAGCUCUCAGGGUUGAGCCAGGCUCUAAUCCAAAGUCUUGCCAAUAUCCGCCUUCCGCACAUGGAGCCCAUUAGUGAGCAGAACUUCGAUGCGUACGUGAACACACUGACUGACAUGUACACCAACCAGGAGUGCUACCAGAACCCAGAGAACAAGGACCUGCUGGAGAGCAUCAAGCAAGCCGUCAAGGGCAUCCAAGUUUAG
Messenger RNA from Lagopus leucura (white-tailed ptarmigan), 3546 nucleotides. RefSeq names its product myelin transcription factor 1 (gene MYT1). The record is from RefSeq and is a predicted model, not a curated record. Gene Ontology annotation, cellular component: nucleus. The transcript is spliced from 23 exons. Gene Ontology annotation, biological process: regulation of transcription by RNA polymerase II. Bases 64 to 3546 code for a protein of 1160 amino acids. Gene Ontology annotation, molecular function: DNA-binding transcription factor activity, RNA polymerase II-specific; RNA polymerase II cis-regulatory region sequence-specific DNA binding; zinc ion binding. NCBI's taxonomy places the organism in Eukaryota, Metazoa, Chordata, Aves, Galliformes, Phasianidae.